GUUAUGUUUGUUAGAUGAUGGGUUCAGUGCUGAUUUGUGUCUUGAAAUCGAGGAAUAUCAGUGGGUACAUGCAAAGAGAACCAUGAUCCAUUGGUAAGCUUUUGUGUAUUAGGAAUUUGCUAUUAGUUAUAUGAACUCGAUGUUGAGAUGUGGGGAAAUGUAUUGAAUUGGGAUGGAUAUGUGCAGUCAGCCCUUGAAGUUUCUAAUUCUAUCACGUUCAGCAUAUUUAUUUACCAGAGCAAGCUUUUUGUGGCUCUGUGGACUCUGGACAAUUUAUUUUCAUUUCAUAAUUUAAGGCAUUUUAGCUUGCAUGUAGUGUGAUCUUUUGAGCAACCAUUAUUGACUUCUAAUAUAGUAGGAUCUCUACCAUUUGGAUGUUGUAUAUCUUCAUUUAAGUGGUUAUCAGUGAGUCGUUUGUUCCGCCUUUUAAUUAUUUAAUUAUGAUAUGCUACAGGCAGCACAGGCCUGGUUCCUACCCCAGAGACGCUGAAAUUCACCAGCAAGCUACUUGCAGAUUGCAAUGUCAAAGUUUACAGGGAUAACUUGAAGAUGCCAGCACAGAUUCUGGAUGACAAACAGAAAAUAGCGUCACGGUUUAUUUCGGGCAAUGGAUUAGUUGAAGAUCCCUGUGCUGUUGAGAGGGAAAGAGCUAUGAUUAAUCCCUGGACUUUGGAGGAGCGUGAAGUCUUCAUUGAUAAGCUGGCUUCUUGUGGUAAGGAUUUCACGAAAAUUGCUUCUUUUCUUGAACACAAGACAACUGCAGACUGUGUGGAAUUUUAUUACAAAAAUCACAAGUCUGAUUCUUUUGGGAAAAUCAAGAAGAAUAAGCCAUGCAAGGCUUCGACAAACUACUUGAUGUCAUCGAGUAAGAAAUGGAAUCAUGAGAUGAAUGCGGCAGCUUCACUGGACAUUUUGGGUACUGCGUCAGUUAUGGCUGCUGCUGAUUCUGACAGAGGCAUGGGAAGCAGGAAGAUGCAUUCUACUAAAAUCCUCAUCAGAGGCUAUAAUAAUAGUAAUCGCAAAAUAUUGCGGAAUGGGGAUGGUAAUUCAUCACAAAGGUCAAAUAAUUAUGAUGUCUUGGUCAAUGAAAGAGAAACUGCUGCUGCUGAUGUGCUUGCUGGCAUUAGUGGUUCGAUGAGCUCUUGCAUUACUACUUCUGCAGAUCGUGGUGAGGGAUUCCACGAACAUAAGGCCCGGAAGAGAGAUAAUGGUGACAGACGACCUUCUUUAUCUGAUGUAACCCAGAGUUUGGAUGAGGAAGAAAUUUGUUCUGAUGAGAGCUGUGGGGAAAUGGAUCCUGCUGCUGAUUGGACAGAUGAGGAGAAAGCAGCUUUUGUUCGGGCAGUUUCUUUACAUGGCAAGGAUUUUGCAAUCAUCUCCCGUUGUGUCCAGACAAGGUCUCGGGAUCAGUGCAAGGUGUUCUUUAGCAAGACAAAAAAGUGUCUUGGGCUGGAUCAGAUUCAUUCUGGAAGGGAGACAGUUGGCCCAUCAUUGAGCGAUGAUGCAAAUGGAGGUGGAAGCGACAUGGAAGAUGCUUGUGCUAUUGAGAAUGGCUCGGAUGAAUUUCCUUCUCAGGUGGACCAAUACCUGCCUCCUGUUAUGUGCACUGUUGGGAAGAACCCAAAGCAGGAUGUUUGUGAUGGUGAAGCUAAAGUUAAUCUUGAAACUGAUUUGAAUUUAUCUGAGGAUAAAGAUGCAGGAGAAGUAGCUGUGGAAGAGGAGCAUUUGAUAGAUGUAGAUGCUGCUGUGGUUUGUAAUGGCCCGAAAGAUCACUUGCUUCUGUCAACUGAUCUUGUUGAUGGUGAAGUCAUUAAUGGGUUUGUUCAUCAUAAAUCUGUUUCCGUGAACUGUCAGAAAGUUUCAGUAGAGUCUGGCGUUACAGAGGGUGAGCGAGAGUGUGGGAUUAAAGAGGGCUUUUCAGAUUCUGGAAAUAGUUUGAUACAAGAUUUGAACAUAACCAAAGAUCUUUCACAUCCUCCUCCAUUGGAUAUGGGCUCUUCCUCAAAUGAAAGUCCUGUUACUGACACUGUGAAUCAAAGGCAAGCUGAAGUGAGUUCUGUGGCCACAAGUGUGGCGGCCAUGUCUUUCCCAUUGGAAAGUAGUAACAUGGCUAGUGCAGACUCUGUCAUAAUGGACUGUUCUGUAAUAACAAAGUAUGAUAAAGUGGAUCUCUCGGGUAGCAUAUCAAGUGGUGAUGAUAUUCACGAGAAUCUUGGUAAACAGGAUGGGAUGUCUAUAUGUGGAAAUGGCUAUGUACGGCCUUUGCUUGGCCACCCUGUGCUGAACCAUUGGGGAUCUGCUCAACUUAAUAGUAGUGCUUGCACAGCUCGGAUUCCCGCAAUGGUGCCAAACAACGGAAGUUCCUGUAGACCUAUUUCUGAUGGUGCACACCUUUUGAAAAAAGCUGAGGAGAUUAUUAUGUCAAAUCGGUUGGAAGCUGAGGCCCACUUCCUCCCAAACACCAGCCAACAUUCUGAGCGAGCAAGUGAGCAGCCUCGGAGUUUGUCAGAGGUGCAAAAGCCAUGCAGGAGUGGUGAUGUUAAACUAUUUGGUAAAAUACUGAGUACUCCUGCAACUUCAUCACAGAAGAAGCCAGCCCAUCCUCCUGAAACACAUAGGCAUGGUGAAAAUGGCUGCACUUCGAAGACAAGCAGCAGCAGCUCAUCAACCUUGAAAUCUACUAGCCAUCCCGAUCCCAGAUCAUCAGAUGUGGCGAAUUUGACGAGUUCUUUGAAUUUUGAUCAGAACAAAUGUGUUGCAGUGAAUAAUGUUCCAAUGAGCUACGGUUUCUGGGAUGGGAGCAAAAUACAGACAGGGCUGACUUCAUUGCCUGAUUCUGCCAUCUUGCUCGCCAAGUAUCCUGCUGCAUUUAGCAAUUACCCUGGGGUUUCUUCAUCAUCAAAGAUUGAUCAUGCAACAGCAUUGCACGCUGUUGUUGCUAAGAACAGCGAUCAACGGAGUAUGAAUAGCAUACCUAGUUUCCCUCAGAAGGAUGUAAGUAGCAGCAGCAGUAAUGCACUGCUGGAUUUCCAAAGGUACAUGAGUCAUCAUGAUGCUACCAACAAAGUGCAGCAGCCGUUUGGGUUUGAUACGAUUUCAAGUUUACAGCAACAUGGAAUGGCAGCGGCAGCAGUAGGAAUGGGGAUCGGUAGUAUUGCAGCAGGUAAAGGUGGAGGAGGUGGUGUUAUCAGCCAGGCCGUUUCUGACCCUGUAGCGGCCAUAAAAAUGCACUUUGCCAAGAAUGAUAAUCAAUUUGGUGGUUCCCCAAAUGGUGGGACUAUAAAUGUGUCAAGGCAGGAUGAUUCUACUAGUUGGAGAGGCAAGGGGGAUGUGCUGAGGUAGUGAAUCGGCUGGCUGAAGGGAAGGUCCCAGUGGCAAUUGAAUG
Linum trigynum is the source of this 3385-nucleotide messenger RNA. NCBI's taxonomy places the organism in Eukaryota, Viridiplantae, Streptophyta, Magnoliopsida, Malpighiales, Linaceae. The record is from the annotation of a GenBank genome assembly.